This is a messenger RNA of Carassius auratus (goldfish), 605 nucleotides long. RefSeq names its product kinocilin (gene kncn). Lineage: Eukaryota; Metazoa; Chordata; Actinopteri; Cypriniformes; Cyprinidae. The record is from RefSeq and is a predicted model, not a curated record. The transcript is spliced from 5 exons. The coding region runs from base 1 to 471 and encodes 156 amino acids.
AUGAACGCGGUCAGUAUUGGGGAGUACCAUGGGCUGCGGGUGGGCUCGGCCCUGCUCAGCAUUGUAGCAGGUUGUAUCAUCAUUGGUGUGUCGAAGGACUGUGAUGCAGAUGCAGUGGGGGGCAUCUUCCUUGGGGCAGGGGGGCUUGGUCUCCUCAUUGCAGUCUACCCGUUCAUAAAAGUGUGGUUCAACAUCCAUCACAUACUCCCCAACAUAGGCAACUUCAGAGUGCACCCGAUGGCUACAAAUACAAAUCCAGCUCCUGAACAACCCGUAGCUACACUCACGCGAGAGGGGACUCAAAGCCAGCUUAACGUAGAGCGUUCGAAGAGCCGGAUGGGGACAUUUGUGGAGACAACAGCUUCUACAGCAGCUGAGGGCUCACAGGAUGAUGGCCCUUCUGCAGAUGUUCCAGAUAUCUUGGGAAGGCGAAAGUUUAAGUCACCAUCUUCUGAUCAAGACCCUUUAUAACGGCUGGAUCCAAUGGAUUCUAAUUAAAGAGCAAACUGUAUUCAUUUCACAGUAAACAAGCCUGAUCUCUGCUAACCGCUCAUUAUGGUAUCGCAUUCGAUUUCACUCGUUCAAACAAGGUGUCUUUACUAAUA